Anopheles moucheti is the source of this 1819-nucleotide messenger RNA. RefSeq lists its product as uncharacterized. NCBI's taxonomy places the organism in Eukaryota, Metazoa, Arthropoda, Insecta, Diptera, Culicidae. The transcript is spliced from 2 exons. The record is from RefSeq and is a predicted model, not a curated record. Bases 1646 to 1813 code for a protein of 55 amino acids.
CCUUGCCGUACUGUCGCGAGAAGAGGCCGUGUGUUCCCUAUCGUACGCGUCGUCGUGCUAAAGCAAUACCACUUACAUUCGGUUUGGGAGUAAGCUUCCCGAAGUUAAAGGACAAAUUGGUGGUUGCGUGAGCGAUUGUGGUUUGGAGCAGGAAUUCGUUGAAAGCGUUACGUUGUUACGAAGAAAGACCUUAACGUGGAAGAGUGCCGAGCUGGAGGAGCUUUAAUUCGCGAAGCGUGGAGUCGAGCCUGUUUGGAGGAGUGUUGUUCCUUCCGUUCUUUCCACUUGAUCCCGAGGCCGUCCAGGCAACAACGACUGUGAUUAUGGAUAGUGACAGCCCCGUGCAGGAAUACUACAUUAACGACUAGGUUGGCCUGCUGGUUGCGUGGCAGGCAAAGGACUCGUACCAUCAGUACCUCCUACCUCGCGAACUAAGUGCUCCGGGUUUUAGUGUAUAAGUUUCAAUCGACGGACGUUUCAUAUUCUUCACCGAAAUCGCAAUUCUAUUCCGGCCUAAGAAGAGCAGCAUUAUCCACGGAUCGGGUGUGAACCUUCCGCCAAACGGCACCCGCCACCUAUACGGGGCUGGGGAAGGGACCGUCUACUACAGAUGAUUGUGGCGCGUCCAACCGCUUAUCACAAUUUGGCCCGCACAAAGCGCUCGCGGCAUCCCGCUGUGUUGGGGCGGGUAUUUGUGUGCAGCUUUUGUGGUGUGCGUAGUGGACCCGCGAACGAAAAAUUCAAAUUUACUCACGUAAAAUCGCGACGGAUCGCGUUAAUCUCGCGCACGCGUUCGUAAGCGCGGAAUUUUGCGCUCUCCGGCGCAACCAUACAUCCGUCCGCGUGCGUGUUUGCGUGACAACAGCGCAGCAAUAGCACGGCCCAAUCGACAGCGGUGCCGAUCGAUGCAUGCCAGAACCGUGAAGCGCGGUGGAGCGUGAGCAGAAGAAGCGAUCGUCGCAUACGCGUUAAUUGAUCGCCGCAAUCGCCUGGGACAACACAACAGGUUCGACGACGCACAUUUACCUAUCUACUGCUGGCCGUCAAGCAGCGCCCCCGACUUCCUCGACGAUUUCUACCGAGGUGUGCGCCCAGCAGUGCCGCCCGACCUCACACACAACUAUUAAAACGGUCUCUCCGGACUGGUGAAGUGCUGGUCGCCGUUUUUAGUUACGAAACAAACGUCGUCCCGUGCAGGCGCGUUUAUUUUACGCUCGCGCGCAUAUUCAGUUCGACUGCAAACGAGGCAGGAAUUGGGAAGUGAAGGAAACCGAGUGGUUGUGUGGUGUUUUUGUAAAAGCGAUACCCUGCGCGAGCCAACGUGGUUCAAAUAGUGUCCCACAUCGAUUGGGUGAAAGUUGGUACAUAAUUAAAAUCGGGCAAGUCGAACGCUAAACCAGCGCACGCCUAGCUUUCAGUGUGCGUGGACUAAAAAUCGUUCGCCAGCCGUGUUUUGGAAACGUGGCAGCAGCAGCAGCAGCGUUCGGUGUGCCGUUAAGAGCCGCGCGUCGAAAAUUGCGUCCGAAGAAAAGCUCACCGGAAGACGGUUUAAAAGUGGAGCCCUAGCAGUGAACAAUUCCUGCCGCGAUCUGCUGUUCAUUCCCGGCGUGAGGGACCCACCGCGGUAAUUGUCGUGCGUUCGUGUAUGUGCCUUAUGGAGCAGGAUAUCGUUAAGCGCCCGUACAGCAUCGUACCAUCGUACAUGGUCUACAAGAUGCGGAUAGAGAUUGAGAAUCCACUGCUCCAGAGUCAUCGUCAGCGCGAAACCACCGGCAUCAAGAAGCUGUACAAUUCGUUCUUCGUUAUGUUCUAACUGACU